AUGGAUCUUACAAGAGCUCAUACUCUGGGCAUAGGAAAUUACCGAAACUUUCAGGAGCGGCUUGGGACAGUAGUUGAUCCCACAUUGUCAACUAUCUUCUCGUUGGCGCUGCAAACUAUUUGUACCGCGAACCUUAUUCAUCGGAUGUAUGAUGACACUGCAGGAGCUCAUACUCUGGGCAUAGGAAAUUACCGAAACUUUCAGGAGCGGCUUGGGACAGUAGUUGAUCCCACAUUGUCAACUAUCUUCUCGUUGGCGCUGCAAACUAUUUGUACCGCGAACCUUAUUCAUCGGAUGUAUGAUGACACUGCCCUCAUUUUUGACAAUCAGUACUUCAUUGACAUCCAAAAUGGGAGAGGACUGCUCAAGAUUGAUCCUAAGAUUGCAAGAGAUCCAAGGACAAUGCCUCAUGUAAUUAGGUUUGGGAAUGACAUGCAGCGGUUUUUCAAUAAGUUCUUUUCUGGGUUUCUGAAGCUAUCAAGCCACAAGGUUUUAGGUGGAGAAGAGGGAGAGAUUAGAAGGGACUGUAGGUACAAAAAUAACUAG
Messenger RNA from Quercus robur (English oak), 546 nucleotides. RefSeq names its product peroxidase 29-like. The coding region runs from base 1 to 546 and encodes 181 amino acids. NCBI's taxonomy places the organism in Eukaryota, Viridiplantae, Streptophyta, Magnoliopsida, Fagales, Fagaceae. The record is from RefSeq and is a predicted model, not a curated record. Gene Ontology annotation, biological process: response to oxidative stress. Gene Ontology annotation, molecular function: peroxidase activity; heme binding. The transcript has 2 exons.